UUCAACACCGUCGACUUCCUUCCCCCGUUUUUUUAUUCAACAUGGAAUCUCCCCUUUCCUUAUGUAGUUUGCGUUUCCCUUUGGAGUCUUUGAGUAUCCCUUAUUGAGUUUCCCCUUAUUGUGUUUCCCUUUGGAGGUCUUCUUCAACGCAGAGUUCCCUUAGAGUUUUCAAUACUCCAACCUUGGAGUAUCCCUUCUUCUAUUUGGAGUUUCCCUUAAUCUCAAAGUUAGUUUACACUUUCCGAUUUCGUCUCUCCCCUUCCUCUUCUAGUUGGGUACAAACACAAAGUUUGAGUUUUCCCUUAAUCCCAAAGGUUUAAAGUUUUCGUUCUUUUGAGAAUAAAUAGGUCAGGUUCUGAUCGAAGAUAGACAAGAAAGGGGUUCAGCAUCAUCCUCAUUCAUCUGCUCGAUUGAUAUACGUCAACUGAGUUAAUUGGAGGGAACAACACAUGGUUUUUAUUGAAGGAAUAAUCUGCUCCAUUCGUUUCACUUGAACGGCACAGCAAAGAAAACACGAAAUGCUAUUUGUUGACUAGCCAUCAAGGAUGUUUGCCUUUGUAGCAGAAGCAACUAUUAUAAGUACCAACCCAUCAAAAACUGUAGGUGGUAUCCGACUUGGUCCAGGAUGGGUUGAGGUUGUGAUUGACAUUCCUAUCAUUAAUGAUGCACCUCUAGUACGUCCACAUGGACGUUACAGAACAAUUGGAAGUGCUGUUGGUGUACCAAUUGCUUGGUUUUAUGGAUUUAUUGAAACAAUUUGUUAAGCAGAUUUACAUUGGGAGCAUGGGAUGUCUUUGCAUCACUCGUUAUCUUUUGAAUCACCCCUUGUCUUGCAAGAGGACAAUUGGAUUUUUUUAUUGAAUAAUUUAUUUAAGAUGCUUAUAAUAAAUCAUUUUUUUACAUUAAAUGAUUUUGUUCACACUUCCACCUUUUAUUUUGAUUGGUAAAGUGCUUAUUUCCUUUGAAUACCAUAUAUUAUGCUGGUUAUUAGAAAAAGAAGGCUUGAUGGAGAACUUCUAUGGGAAUCAGUUAGGACUUGUUUAUGGAGUCAGUUCAGUUCCAUAUCUUGUGCCUGUACAAGAUAUGCAGUUGGAGCAAUCGAUGGACGUGCUGCAUUAAUUAGCAUGUCUAGAUCCUUCUGAGGAGAAUGCGAAGGGGUAGAAUGGGGAAGAAUGAUCUUUCAAGAGUAUCACAGGAGCUUGCUUACUUGGCAAGUGAUGCUGACCUAGUUAUCUUGGAAGGGAUGGUAAAUUAUCAAAUCUCAUGACUCAAACCUGCCUUUUCGUUAGUUUGAGAUUUUACGCUUUCACCAAGCUGGAAAGACAAUACAUAUUAACAACAUUUGAUGGUUAAUAGUUCUUAGAAUGCAUUGUGUAAAGCCUAUGAGGAAUUGGGUCAUUCCUUUGGUAGAUCAACCAAUUAGUUGCCAAGGACUUAGGACAGUCUCUGGACCAGUCCAAAAUGGUCCAAAAUAUUCAUUGGACUGGAUUGGACCAGGUCCAUUUGUAAUGGACUCACAUUGGACUGCACCGGAUUGGACCAAAUUCAGUCCAAUUGGCACCCCUAAUUGGAUAUAAGCACAACAGAGAUUAAGCUAAGCUUAGCUUCUACAGACUAUUGACACUUGUAUCCAAGUGACCUGUGAUUCUUAUUAUCAUGUCUGGAGGAGGCAUGGAUAUCUCAUUUGCCAAAGCCAACAACAAAAUUAUGAGUAUUCUCUGGGUUGGUUACCCUGGCGAAGCUGGAGGGGCUGCUUUAGCUGAUGUUAUCUUCAGCUAUUACAAUCCAAGUGGAAAACUACCCAUGACAUGGUACCCACAAGCAUUUGCAGACAAGGACUCUUAGCAUAAACCCUCUGCUGCACCAAUAAUUCCCUCCCAUUUGCAAUUCUGUAAGAUGGUUCAGACCUCCUAAAGUAUCCGGUAUCCCUCCAUUCAUUCUGUUAUCAGAUAGCUUCAGCAGUUCUAUAUUCACUAGAUUGCCAAGUUCCACUGGUACGUAGCCUGUGAAGUGGUUUAUGCUAAGGUCAAGCCUCUGGAGCUUUGUACAGUUUCCCAACUCAUGAGGGAUACUACCAGAUAGUUGGUUAGAAGAAAUAUUUAAGAUCACAAGCUGUGCAGUGAUCUUAAGCUUUGUCACUGAUCACAAGCUAUGCAGUAAUCACAAGCUGUGCAGUGAUAUCUUAAGUUUCUAGUGAAAGCAUUGUCAUUCAAAGCAAGCAACUCCAGGCUACUGCAGUUCCCAAGCUCAGGAGGAAUCUCCCCAGAUAAAUGGUUCUGCCAAAGAAUCAAUGUAGUUAGAUUCUUAAGCUUUUGGAUCUCCCUGGGAAUAGAACAAUAAAAACAUGUGCCAAAUAGAUCAGGGAAUUUCAAACGGACAGUUUUAUUACUACAAGGCAUAACUGGGAUUUGUCAUAUUACACUAUGCACUCCAUCACUUGUAUGAGAUGACCAUUGGAUUUAGAUUGAACAUUUGUCCAUGUCAGUUUGGACCUAGGUUGCUGAUACAUUCAAACAAACAUUUUCAUUUAUAAUAUGCUCAGGGUUAGUACCAUUGGGUUGCUUGUGUUAAUGAUAACAUUGCCUUUCUAUUUAUGCCAUUUUGUAAUUUUUUGUCAUGUUACAGAGAUAUGACAUUGUCAAUGGUGUGGUUGAAGUAGAAGGUGUUACAAACGAAGCUGCAACAGAUCAAGAAGAGGACAAAGGUGCAGAAGAGAAGGGAGUUCCUAAUUUCUGGCUCACUGCUAUGAAGACCAAUGAAAUUCUAGCAGAGGUGGUAAGGGAACAUGAUCUACAAAUUUUCCUUGUUGGUUGUUUCUAAAGUGAUUGACUUUUUGCAUAAAGGCAUAUGAAUUUUUGCACCAAUCCAUGUGAAUUUCUUGAAUGGGUUCCUUCCUUUCUGGUCCUCAAUCUCAGCUAACCUAUGGUAAUCCAUAAGCAUCAGGAGUGAUAGGUUCUAUAAGUUUGAGAGAUUUGGUAAUUUUUGCAUUUCUGUGCAACCACUUGCAUACAUUCUUUCCAGACUUGAUGGAAGCUCUGGUAUUGAUUUAAGUUUUUUACAGUCUUGUAGUGCAAGUUCCUUGAGUUGAGAAAGGCCAUGGAAGUGCUUUAAGCCUUGUGCAGUCACCCAUCCAGAGGUUCUUGAGCUUAGAAGUUCUGGCCAGCAGUUCAGUUAUGCACACGACCAUAAUCCAAGCCUGGGUCUCAGACCGAUUGAAAGGGUUAAAAAAUAAAAGCAAUUUAGAUAAAUUGUUAUACUGAGGUUUAUUACAUCUGAUACUUGGAUUUUAACUUAGUAUAAUAGUGGAAUACCUAAACUUGUAGAGGAUAAACUGACCUGAAGCCAUCUAACUUGUAAGGGAUCAUUUAGCUAAUAAGUUGGGCUGAACUCUUGGUCUCACCUGCAAGCUGAUGCUAGUGUAGCUCUUUGAUAGCCUUACUGGUUGCAACGUUGAGAUUGAACAUAAUGCACAGUUUAAUGCAAUUACCCUAUGUAAUUUUGUACUUCUAAAAUGCUCUUGAAAGUUCUAAUAACUGAUAUUACCACCAUGAGGUGGCAUUUUUCUUUCUCCCUAAAGUUGAGCAGUUAUGUAGGUCGUGCUUAAUCAUUUAGUUAUAGCAAAUUGCUGAAGUUCCUCAAUUCAGAUGGUAUAAGUCCCAUGUGCGUUUUGGAUUUCAUCUUAUGCCUUUCUUCUCAUUCUUUUGUCUUUUUUGAUUCACUUUCUUCCUUUGGAUGUAGCGGCUGUUGGGCCUGUUUCCUAAUGGUUUUUGGGUUCAAUUUUGCUAGACAUUGUCCAGACCAUUAUUGAUCCUCUCAAUUGCAAUUGUUUUUUCUGAUCAAUCAGAGUGCAAUAAAGAAACCUCAGAGGAGACCACUAGUUGUCAACAAUAUUUGGAACCACAAUCAGAAGAGUCAACUCUUGAUACAAGAUACAGUGGAUGAGUGAACAUUUCAAUGCCUAACUUGAUACAAAGUCAAACUUAAUUUUAACAUUUUAGGCUUCUUGUAUACAAGUUCUAAAUUUUAUUUUUUAAGUACAUAUAUGUUAAAUCAAUGUUUAUUGAGUGUCCCAAAGUGUGGUGUGUUCUAGAAUACAAGAUUUUGGUCUUCAUUGUUGAUUAAUUACAUGUAACGAUAAUGGAUGUCCCUUAUCCUUGGUGUGGAUCUGAUUCUUCUAGAUAAGGUGGGCUGUUUAAUCACAAACCAAACCCAAUUUAGUCUCCUAAAUCAAUUAAAAACUCAGCCUGAAUGCUUCAAGAGUUACCUCUUGGAUAGUAGUCUCAAAACAAAAUACAUACAUAUAGUUUCCCAGCACUCAGUAUGGGGUUAUUAACUAGUAUGAGCAGUAUUUCUCAAGGCAAAAAUAAUUCUAUGCAUUCAUUUUUAUUAGAAACCCAAUUCAUUUCUAUGCAUUCAUUUUUAAGCAAAGUAGCUUAAAAAUCACAGAGAUGGAUAAAGUGAAUAAAGCCCUUGAACAGGACAUUCAAUUAUUAAAAGAAGUUUCCUGCUUGAGCCAAAGUGAGCUUGAUGAGGCCCUCAAAGAUAAGGAAAGAUUUUUGGCACAGGUUCAAAUGCUUGAGAUUGAAAAGAAAAGACUUCAUGAAGAUAUGAACACAAAGGAAGCAGUCUUGAUUUCUUCUUCUGAUCAUAUUUCGGUCCUUAAAAUCCAAAAUCAGAAGUUGCAGAAUGAUACAAGCUUGCUGGACUCUUCUGUUUGCAGGCUGCACGCUGAAAUUGACCAAGAAAAACACAGAUUGCAAGACAGAAUUUCUUCCCUGGAAGCAUGCAUUUCUAGCCUGCAGACUGAUCUGGAGAUUAGAAAUGCAGAAGUGGAGAGGCUUGAGCAUUCUGUCUGUCUCUGUGGAGGAACUUAGAUCCAAUAGACAGGAUUUAGAGUUCCAAAUUGACAAGGGAACAAAAUAUGUGAAGUACUGGAGGAGAAAAUUUUGACAUUAUUAAAUAGAAUGUUUCAGGAGAUAUCUGAAAAUGAAGAAAGGGUCUUUAAGGUCAUAGUAGAGUCGGAGCACUUGGAGCAUUUUGCUCAAGAGCUGAUCUCUGAAAAUUUGUCUCUCCAAGAUGAGUUACUGAGGAAAGAAGAUGUUUUGAAAGGUCUGCUGUUUGAUCUUAGCUUGAUGCAAGAUUCAGCAUCCAAUGCCAAGGACCAAAAAUUAAGAUGAACUUGAGGAAAUGGUUGCUGCAUUGGAGUCAUUAGAAGAAGAACUUGCAGCUAAAUCAGUCGAGCUUGAUGAGGCUGUUCCCCAUGGUCAAAUGCUUGAAGGUCAUUUGCAAGGGAAAAUCAACAUGAUAUCUUCCCUUGAGUUAGAUAUCUCAAAAGAGUGUGAGUCACUAAAGCUUCUAUCAAAUCAAAAUCUUGAACUGAAAGUUCAUGUGGAAGAUCUUUUAAUAGAAAAAACUUCUACUGAAGAGGAGUUAAUAGAGAGAAGAAGAGUGACUGAAAGGUUAAAAGAGGAAGUCCUUGAAAUGGGUAAUGCCUUGGGAGAAAUGAAUAAUUUCAUUGAGUCCUUGAAGAAUGACUUGGAUAAAGUAUCUACAGAGAGGAAUAACCUUUACUCCGAGGUUCUUACAUUGAAAGAAAAAGUAGAAACUGUGCAGGCUCUGGCUGAAGAAAAUGAAGCUAUUGCCAUGGAAGCUCAACAGAUGGCUGAGUCAAGAAAAAUUUAUGCCAAAGAAAAGGAAGAGGAGGUGAAGCUGUUAGAGAGGUCUGUUGAAGAGUUGGAAUGUACUGUGAAUGUAUUGGAAAACAAGGUUGACAUUGUCAAAGGGGAGGCUGAAAAGCAACGGUUGCAGACGGAAGAUCUAGAAAUGGAGCUUCAAUCUUUGAGGCAUCAGAUGCUUACAGUACAUAAUUCUAGCAUUAUGAUGAGUUCAGAUACUCAAAAUGUUUCAAAUGUUGAUCUCCUAAGGAAGCUAGAAGAAAAAGAGAUUGACAUGCAAGAAGCCCAAAAACAAAUAAAGAUUCUUGAGAAGAAUGUUGCUGAGAAGGAGGCAGAGAUUUCACAGUGCAUAGCACAUAUUUCAGAGUUGAAUUUGCAAGCAGAGGCACAGGCACGUUAGUAUAAGCAGAAGGAGUCAUGGGCCUUCUCUCUUGGUGGAAGGGCAAAGAGGCUCCCGAGAUAAAGCAGAUCCAAAACCUAAAAAGUCGGCUGAGAAGUCAAGAAACAUUGGGCAUGAACAAAGCCACGGAAGUUCCUCAACCAUGUGAAGUAAUAGUGUUUGAAUUUGUGACAGCUGCAGCUUCGGCUAAUAAGGUGAUGCUUGCAGGGUAUUGCCCAGUUUCAAAUGAACUUAGGCCGUGCCAUUUGGAAAUCUUGCUUGCUACAGGUUCUGACGCUCUGCAUUUUUAGCAGGAGGAUAACCUUGCCACACCAACACAACGGAUGAAACUGAAUUUUUUGCAAAUGACUGAUGAAGCAACUAUGACAGAACAAAUGCCAAUAGCUCAUGUCCAUGUUGUUUACAUUUUUUUCAGGUACAACUAGGGGCUCAUGUCACUACCACAUCUAUCCAAGUGGCCAACUUAAGGGGUGUUCGUCAACAUGAUUGGUUUUGUUUUGUUUUGUUUUGUUUUUUGGUUCUUAGAAAGUUGAUGAUUGGAGUACUUUUUUAUUGUUUAAUUUAAUCAUCAUGGAACAAUAUUUAUAGGUAUAUAUUUUUGAAUGGAG
Nelumbo nucifera (sacred lotus) is the source of this 6683-nucleotide messenger RNA. NCBI's taxonomy places the organism in Eukaryota, Viridiplantae, Streptophyta, Magnoliopsida, Proteales, Nelumbonaceae. The record is from RefSeq and is a predicted model, not a curated record.